GAUCUAUUUACGUUAUAGCAACUGACAGUAAACAAGAAAUCACAGUGAUUCUUUGCACAUUCUUUUCUCGUGGAAGUUUAUCCGCCAAAUAUUUCAGCUGUUGUUCGGUCGUGUCAACACUGAAGAGUGAGUGUUGCCAACAAAAUCAAGAUGGGGAAGAAAGUUGAGAAAUCACUGAAGGGGGAGAAAAACCAGUCAGCUGUAAGUCAGGACGAGGAGGAUCCAAACAAAACACCAGUACCUAAAGAGAGUUUUCAUAAGGAGGCGUCUGUACGUUUUCUUACUCCCGUAGAUCCACACAGACCACUAGAGCCAUACAGCUGCACAGGGAAUUUCCAGGCUGACUUUACAGAACUGUGUCGUCGUAAUUCCAUGGUAGCUAUACCUCCUGUGAUUCACCGAGCGCGACCUCCGACCCAGGCUGCACCGGAGAGCAGUAAACCGGAGAAAGGGAAAGAUAAAGGCAAGAGUGCGGUUCCUGAACCGGAACCAGAGCCGGAGGUGGAUCCGGAAGGUGAAAAUGCCGAGCCGCCACCUAAGACCUACAUCGUCAAGGAUAAGUUUGAAUACUUUAAACCGUCCAUCCAGGUAGAAAUGGAAAAUUAUGAUAAGCCUGAGACUGUAACAGAAAUCUACAUCAGGGGUUGGAAAAUAGAUGACAUCAUGAUGAACACACUAAAGCAAUGCUUGUCUGUGAUGGAGAAACUUCAUACCAUCAAUUUAUGGAACACAGGUUUAACAGGAGAGACAGUCAGUAUUAUGGCAAGCACACUGCCAAGUAUAGUCAACCUCAGGACUUUAAUUUUAGAUGGGAAUGUUGUUAAAGAGGAGAACUGGCAUGAACUGAUUACAGAUGAAAGUCCUGUACAAAAUCUUUCCUUGAGACACUGUGGAAUCACAGACAAGGGGGCAAAAUCUAUAGGAGAAGCCCUGGGGACAGUGAAGCGAGCCAACAAUAAACUGGUUACCCUUAACCUGGCAGGGAACCAGAUUUCAGAUCAAGGCACAAUAGACAUAGCAAAUGGUUUAAGGAUGAACCGUACUUUGAUGUCUUUGUCUCUUGCCAGUAACCAAGUUGGAGAUAAGGGCGCCAUCAAACUAGGGGAGGUGCUGUCUAGAUUUCCUCUGACACAUGAGGAGGUGGUAGAGAGGAGGAAACAGAAAUCUUCUCAGGGUUCCCCCGACAGAAAUAAAUCACCCCCACCUAGUCGCCGAGCAGACUCCAAAGACAGGCCAGGAAGUGUUAGGAGUAGUUCACAACACGAUAAAACUGACAAGUCCAAACAAAAACAGUCUGCCAAAACUAAGAAGGAUGCUGGUAAAGGAGGAAAAGAGGCCCCGAAGGAGGAGGACAAACACGACAAAACAAAAGGAAAGAAGGAUGAUAAAGCAGCAGCUAAAAAAGAUACCAAGAGCGGAAAAGCUAAUGAGGAAGAAUCAAGAAGAACCCAACACCGGGGUUCUAUAUCCAAAGACAAAGGCGGAAACACCACAGGUCGCAGUUCUGGAGCGGCAACAAUGCGAUUGGUCACAUCUUUUGCUGCGUCCUUAGUGGCUGACACAAAGAAUGCAGCCAAAGGAAAAACAAAGGGGAAAGACAAAGGAAAACCGUCCCAAGCCGAACCAGAGGACAUGGGAGAUUCUUCCUUUAUAAAUCCUCUAACAGACGAGGCUGAUUUCAUUGAUGGUCAGCUUUGGGUGCCAGGCAACCGAGCACUUAUAAACCUUAAUCUGUCACGUAACCAGAUUGGUGAGCAUGGUAUGGCAGCCAUUUUGAAGGCUAUGCAGUAUCAGACGACACUGGCAAUGGGAAGUAAAUCUGGAGGGACAGGGCUGAUGAGGAUCUGUGUAUUUAAAAACAAGAUUUCCUCAGACCAUGACAUUGUCAGAAAGAUAAACGAGAUCAUGCUUCCCAAAGAUCCAUUCUACAAACCUCCUCCUCAGACACCGGAAGUGGAGUCUACUUCCUGAAUAUAAUGGCUGUUCAUAAUGAUUUACAUCAGUUAUAUAACUUGAUUAUUUUGGCAAGACUGUGGUGUAAAUGGGUGUAGAAAUAGUCUCUAUACCAGUGAGGACUAAGGAUUCUUUUGUUUUGUCAAAGAAUUGUAUGUGAAUGGAGACAUCAAACCUUUUACCACAUGGCUGUGUUGAACUUGAAUGCAUUAAAUGCUUUAUAUUUAAAUGAACUUCGUCCAAAUGUGCACCGUCCAUGAAUGAAGUCUGUGAUAAUUCUAUGUUUAUUGUCUACAUGUUGAAGUUUUGUAAACUAUAUUUAUCUGAUAAUUUAUUUUGUUAUGUCUUUGAAUAUUUUAGUAAACAAUAAUGUAACAUGG
Messenger RNA from Saccostrea echinata, 2333 nucleotides. RefSeq names its product leucine-rich repeat-containing protein 71-like. The record is from RefSeq and is a predicted model, not a curated record. Lineage: Eukaryota; Metazoa; Mollusca; Bivalvia; Ostreida; Ostreidae. Gene Ontology annotation, molecular function: protein binding. The transcript has 21 exons. Bases 151 to 1971 code for a protein of 606 amino acids.